GUGAUAUCAAGAUAUAGAUAUUAUAUUACACAUAUGUACGUCUUCUCUACUUGCAUAUACAAAGUGACCAUUCAAACCCAUCGUAAAAUUUAUUCACCAUUACUCCAAGUCCAAGUGUCAUUCGAAACCCUCACAUUUUGAAUUUGAAAAAAAAACCAAAAAUUGAUUAAUUAAUUAAAUAAUCAAUUAAAAUGUAAUUUUGAUAAGACUCGAAAUAAAUAAUUAGAAUGAUGUAAUCAGUCGAUCAGGCAAAAUGUAUCGAUUAAGUCGCGGGUUUGGCUAAUUAUCAAGUGAUCUACCUUAGGCAUAAGAUAUUUACUGAUCCCUACGGCUACGGCGUUGACAAUUAAAAUGACGAGUGAUAGUGUGAGUAGAAUAGUAACUUGAAUUCAGUUUGACCACUGGUCUAAUGUGGUCAGUUAUUGGUCUAGUGCUUUACGAACAGAAAGAAUAUAUUUUGUGUGACAAUGGAGGAAAAACUUGACGUUUUGACAGACUCGUGGGCUCGUGCAAAGUUUCAUAUAUUUAUUUAUUAAUUAAUCCGAUAAAAAUAAAACCUUUUAAUAAUUAUUUUUAUUAGUGGGCUGUGAUUUUGACAGAUUGUGAUUUGUCAGUCAGUUGGAUGUUGAGUUAUUAAAUUUUUAUAUUAAAUUAAAAAUUUAAAUUUUAAAUUAUAAUAUAUAAAUAUAUAUAGAUAUAUAUUUACUCUAGUGCGUUUUAAGUCAAAACGUCAAGCUGGAGAUCCUCGAAAUGUUUCCGCCGCGCACCGAGGCGCCGACCGCUGACAAACUCGCGCUUUGUUACGCUCCACAUGUGGAUAUGACCACUGUCAUGGAGGUCGAGGAUCGUUUGACGAGUCACGGAGGAAUAUCGUCGCUCGGUGGUGGCAAUUCGUCACCUUAUUCGGGUGCACAUCAUCAUGGUCAUCGGGGCAAUGGGAAUAACGGUGGCGGGAUGCCGCAUCACGGUGGUGCAUCCUUACCAACUUCGGACUUCCAACCUCCUUAUUUCCCGCCGCCCCAUUUCCCGACACAUCACCACGCACCGUCCAGCCCUCAGCAUGGUUUGGGACAACCGCAACAUCUUGAUUACCUUGUUGGUGACCCUUACACACAGACUCUCAAUACCCUGCAUCAGCAUCAUUAUAAUCAUCUCAGUGCAGCGGUUACUGCGGGACAGAGAAGUGGCGAUCUCAGAAGAGAUGCGGAAAGUAUACACGUGACAAAUAUGCACGCGUCCUUUCCAUACGACGGCAGCAGAGGCAGCGCGGGUGCAGGUGUCACAGGUGGAAGAGGAGUCGAAUACGGAGUCCGACGUCCCGACGCACUUCUUCCACCCCACGGACUUGAUCAGACAGAUCUCGUCCUCAACUCGAGUCUCGUUGACGACCCCCAGGUGAGCGACGAUAACACUAACGUCGAUGACGGAGGAUUCAUGAAUGAUUUACCUCUUCUGAAAAAUAUAAAACAAUCAGACAGAGGUGAAAAAGCAAUGCUAUCAGGCAAUGCCCAGCCAGUGGAUGUAUUCUGCUCAGUACCAGGAAGACUAUCAUUACUAAGCAGCACAAGCAAAUAUAAGGUCACGGUCGCCGAGGUUCAAAGACGACUCUCACCACCCGAGUGUCUAAACGCGAGUCUCCUAGGCGGUGUUCUAAGAAGAGCUAAAUCGAAAAAUGGAGGCCGAUUACUGAGGGAAAAGCUGGAAAAAAUUGGACUCAAUUUACCUGCUGGCAGGAGGAAGGCUGCUAAUGUUACUCUACUUACGUCACUGGUUGAAGGUGAGGCUAUUCACCUUGCCAGAGACUUUGGAUACGUGUGCGAGACGGAGUUCCCGGCAAAGCAAGUUGCCGAAUACCUCAGUCGGCAGCACUGCGAACCGCAGGACUCGUACAGGAGAAAAGAGCUACUUCAUGCCACCAAACAAAUCACCAAAGAGCUGAUGGAUCUGCUGAAUCAAGACAGAUCGCCGCUUUGUAAUACACGACCUGCACAUAUUUUGGACCCGAGUAUACAAAGACAUUUGACUAAUUUCUCAUUAAUAUCACAUGGUUUUGGUAGUCCUGCUAUUGUCGCUGCAUUGACAGCAAUACAGAAAUUUUUAUCGGAAUCACUGACGCACUUAGAAAAAAUGUAUCCCGGGAACGGAAGCGGUGUUACGAGCAGUCAGCAAUCGUCUCUGGACAACAAAAACAAGGAUGGAUCCUUGAUGAACGACAUGAAAAAGUGACGCCCGGAAGACCCGCCUACCUCAAAUGUGGUCACGUCAAUCAGCCACUCUUGGCCCUACAAUUAAUCUAUAAAAACCGUACGCUAGUCUAAGACUAGUUCUCAGUGGACCACUAAUUGUAUAUUUUUUAAAAUCAGAGGUUGGCUGGUCGAGGUAACACCAAUCUUGUAAAAAAAAACAAUUCGAUUUUAAAAUCUAAUCUUAUGGAAAAUUAUAUAUUAUAUAUUUACGGCGCGAAAGCGUUUUUUAAAUUCUAAUGAGCUACGCACUGUAUAUUUUUACUUUUAUUGUAUAUAUUAUUAAUUAUUAAUUAUUAUUAUUAUUAUGUAAUUCUUCGAUACCGCUUCCAAUUUUAAGUAUAAACACAAACUUCAAUACGUUCCUGAUAUUUGCAUUUAAAAAAUUGAUUUUGAAAUCCUUUCAAAACUAAUUCCUUUAGUUUAAAAACUAGAGCUUAAGGUUCAUUAAUUUAAUUUUUAUUAAAGCCGUCAGAGGCUAAUUACUUACAAUUUGCCUGCAAUGCUCAGAUCAUUUAUUUAAAAAUUCAAUGCAAUAAAAAAAAUAAUUAAAAUUACUUAAAAUUUUUAAUUAAUAGAAAAAAUGCGAAUUCACCGUAAGAUUUAAUGUAAAAUAAAAUUGAGGGAAAAAUGGGUCAGUUGUAUUUUUUAAAACUUAUGGAAGAUAGAAAAAAUUUUGGAAUUUUGGAUUUUUUAAUUUUUUUCCAAUGGCCCAUUUUGCCCAUCAAAAAUUUUAUUUAAAAACUGGGUCUUGUUUAUAUAAAAUAAUUUUUUUUUCUAAGAUAGAGAGAUGGAAAAAUUACGAAAUUUUAUUGAGACCCAUUUUACCUCGUUUUCAGUUAAUUGUUAAAAAUUGAUUAAAAUCCAGAGAAUUGUUGUGCCAAUGCAGAAAAAACUUGCCAUUAAUUAUGUGCCAAUCGUAGCAGGAAAAUGAAAAUAAACCCGGAAAAUAAUUAAUUUUUUUGGCGGUAAAUUUGAAAUUAAAGGAACGAUAAUUCACAUAACGAUGUGCGUUUUAAAUAAACAUUGAUAAUUAAUUACCUGAGCGGAGUGUUGAUUAAUAUAAAUUGCACAUUGUAAUGUUAUCAAGUACAAGAUCGGGUAAACCUGAGACAUAUCUAACUUUGUAACUAAUUACUAGAUAUUAUAAAAAAAAAGUAUAAAUAAAUAAAUAAAAAAUAUAUUAAUUAA
Messenger RNA from Microplitis mediator, 3434 nucleotides. RefSeq names its product transcription factor AP-2-epsilon (gene TfAP-2). Gene Ontology annotation, cellular component: nucleus. The transcript is spliced from 9 exons. Gene Ontology annotation, molecular function: RNA polymerase II transcription regulatory region sequence-specific DNA binding; DNA-binding transcription factor activity, RNA polymerase II-specific. The record is from RefSeq and is a predicted model, not a curated record. Gene Ontology annotation, biological process: regulation of transcription by RNA polymerase II; regulation of cell population proliferation; anatomical structure development. NCBI's taxonomy places the organism in Eukaryota, Metazoa, Arthropoda, Insecta, Hymenoptera, Braconidae. Bases 751 to 2226 code for a protein of 491 amino acids.